Alternaria rosae is the source of this 1514-nucleotide messenger RNA. RefSeq names its product polygalacturonase. The transcript is spliced from 2 exons. Lineage: Eukaryota; Fungi; Ascomycota; Dothideomycetes; Pleosporales; Pleosporaceae. Gene Ontology annotation, cellular component: extracellular region. The coding region runs from base 175 to 1272 and encodes 365 amino acids. The record is from RefSeq and is a predicted model, not a curated record. Gene Ontology annotation, molecular function: polygalacturonase activity. Gene Ontology annotation, biological process: pectin catabolic process.
GUGAAUCCUCCGAUGGCUCCACUUAUCAAUACGUACCACCGUCGAUGAAGCACUGGUAUAAAGCCUUCAUGGCAGCACCUCUCUACAGCAUCCAACAAGCCACUCAUUCAUUCAUUCCUUGCACAUCAGCCUUACAUUCCCUUCGAUCAUCACCUUUUUCAGGCUACAUUCACCAUGGUCGCUUUUACACUCACCUCUCUCCUUCUCGGUGCUGGCGCGCUCGUCUCCGCUGCUCCUUCUAGUCUUGACACCCGUGCAAGCUGCACAUUCUCUGAUGCUGCUACAGCUAUUAAGAACAAGGGUUCUUGUACUGCCAUUGUCAUACAGGGUAUGACUGUUCCGGCAGGAACUACCCUUGACUUGACAAAGCUCAAGACAGGCACCACUGUCACCUUCCAGGGCACGACCACCUUCGGCUACAAGGAGUGGGAGGGUCCUCUCAUCUCUGUCUCGGGAACUAACAUCAAAGUCAUCGGCGCUGCUGGCCAUGUCAUUGACGGAAAUGGUGCUAAGUGGUGGGAUGGCAAGGGAACCAACGGCGGCAAGACGAAGCCCAAGUUCUUCUACGCCCAUUCCAUGAUCUCAUCUUCCAUUACCGGACUCAACGUCAAGAACACCCCUGUACAGGGCUUCUCUGUCAACGGCGCGCAGGACCUCACCCUCGAUAAAAUCACCAUCGACAACACUGCUGGUGACAUCACCAACGGCGGUCACAACACCGAUGCUUUCGAUGUUGGCAGCUCCACUGGUGUAUACAUCACCAACGCCAACAUCAAGAACCAGGACGACUGCCUGGCUGUCAACUCCGGUACCGACAUCCACUUCACCGGCGGUACCUGCUCUGGCGGACACGGUAUCUCCAUUGGCUCUGUAGGUGGCCGCAGCGACAACACCGUCAAGAAUGUCAUCAUCUCCGACUCCACCAUCAUCAACUCCGAUAACGGUGUCCGCAUCAAGACCGUCUCUGGUGCUACUGGUGCUGUCUCUGGCGUCACAUACAAGAACAUUACCCUCAAGAACAUUAACAAAUACGGCAUCGUCAUCCAGCAAGACUACCAGAACGGCUCUCCUACUGGGAAGCCUACCACCGGUGUCCCGAUCACUGGCCUCACCAUCGAGAACGUCAAGGGUACCGUUGCUGCUAAGGGUACUGAUAUCUACAUUCUCUGCGGUAAGGGCAGCUGCUCCAACUGGACCUGGACCGGUAACAGCGUCACUGGCGGACAGAAGAGCACUAGCUGCCUCAACAUCCCCGCCGGUGCUUCUUGCUAACUUCCAGAAUGAGACGAGUGCAAUGCCUUGGAGCACCAUGAAGUAGUUUUGGAUCGGCCUGUGGCCUUUCCUAUUUUCUCUUGUACAUCUUUCUUUUUCAGUAAAUAUUUAUUCAUCAUAGCAGCUACGCUGCUCAGCAAUUAGCAUACAAUGUUAUCGUUGUGUCACCUUACAUGUUCGAUCCUAGUAGCAACUAAUACUUAAUGACGACUAUGUUCAGGUGCGGCGAGUACAACAUGAUC